AUGACGAGCCACGAAUCUGUCAUCGCCUGGCUGGUCCCAACGGCGCGCGGCACCAACGCGGACAAGGCUGUCAACAUGCCCGAAAACUUCUUCAAAGCAGUCGCCACAACAUCCGCCCCCUACCUAGACAGUCGUCUGCCCAACCUCAUCCUCAGCCGCCCGCAGAAGGCACUGCAAAUCACCUUUGACCAGACACCCAAGCGGCCGGGGCGCUUCACCCUCGGCACGGACCCUCGCAGCUGCGACAUCAUCCUCCCAACCCUGCCCGGCGUGGCACGCCAGCACUGUGCCCUCAGCUUCGACCACGAGGGCCGUCUCACCCUCGAGGACUUUUCCGAGAAGGGGACCCAGGUGUGGUUCGACUGGGAGAGCAUGGGCGACAAGGUGGACUACACGUGGACGCUGUCGGGGACGUCGUCGGCCCAGCGGGUCGCCAUUGACAUCCAGGGCCUCCGCUUCCAGCUCAUCAUGAACGAGUGCCCCGGCCGAGAUGCCGCAGCUCACAAGGCCAAGGUCGACGCCUUUUGCACACAACCACCAUGGGGCGAGGCCCUGAGCUUCGACUGGGCGCGCAGAAGUGUGGCGCCCGUGUUGCCCCUGUUCACAAAGGAGCCUCUGUUUCGACACAUCUUUGUAAAGGGGCUGGCGGACGACCACGCCAACGGGGAAAUAUACCUGUGGAACAUGGCGAGACCAUGGGAGCCCAUGGUCAAGGCGGUCGCAGCAGCUGCUUGA
This is a messenger RNA of Emericellopsis cladophorae, 735 nucleotides long. RefSeq lists its product as uncharacterized. The transcript has a single exon. The record is from RefSeq and is a predicted model, not a curated record. NCBI's taxonomy places the organism in Eukaryota, Fungi, Ascomycota, Sordariomycetes, Hypocreales, Bionectriaceae. Bases 1 to 735 code for a protein of 244 amino acids. Gene Ontology annotation, molecular function: protein binding.